Malus domestica (apple) is the source of this 901-nucleotide messenger RNA. Its product is annotated as glycine-rich RNA-binding protein 4, mitochondrial-like. Lineage: Eukaryota; Viridiplantae; Streptophyta; Magnoliopsida; Rosales; Rosaceae. The record is from RefSeq and is a predicted model, not a curated record. Gene Ontology annotation, molecular function: RNA binding. Gene Ontology annotation, cellular component: mitochondrion.
AUCUGAAGAGGAUCAUGUUGGUAAAAAUUUUAUGCCACGUGGCAUGGACCUCAAAAUUCAGCCAGCCCACAAACCCAAACCCAAACCCAAAUGCGUGAGUUCAAAUCCUGCCAAACCACCAGAAGCUCAAAACUCAAAGGCGCGCAAAAAGAAGGGGAACAAAUCAUCGGCUAAUCACGUAAUCAAUGAGGAACAACACUUUGUGGACGCUCCUUGCUCGGAGAGCAUCGACAACCACCACACUCCGAAACCCAACUUCAAGUCGGCGGUUCUUUUGCUCGCCACCGUCUUCCUCCUCCUCUCCACCCCAAAACAACAAGCUUUUCGUUGGAGGAUUGUCAUGGUCGGUGGAUGAGAAGUCCUUAAAAGACGCUUUCUCAUCCUUCGGGGAGGUCACUGACGUGAAGAUAGUGUAUGACAGAGAUUCCGGCAGGUCGAGAGGGUUCGGAUUUGUUAAUUUCUCCAAGGAAGAUGAAGCCCAGGUUGCAAAAGAUGCCAUGGAUGGAAAGGCAUUGUUGGGUCGGCCAUUGAGGGUUACUUCUGCUGUUGAAAAAAUUCGGGGCGGACCUGUUGUGGUUCCUCGCCUUCCUACAUGAACUCCUGUGGUACAGUGGUGAAUGGCCGAGUGACAUGCAAAAUGCAAGUUGAAUGAAAUUUUUACGAAGUUCUCGAAGCUUGUCAAAGCUCAGUUCUUACGUAGUUGUGUUAAUCCAUGCGAAAAAUAUAUUCCAAUAAGAAUAUAGAUAUAUCUCCGUUCAUGUGUUCUUUCUGGCAAGUGUAUGAAGCCAGACCCCAUUUAAUUAUAUAAUAUUUUUCUCUUUUUUUUUUCUAAUGAAAUAUAAGAUUAUUUUUGGGUAUAUUAUUUGAUAACUUUGUUAAAAAGGUACGUAAAUGUUUGAAA